GGAAGCGGCAGAGUGGAUUGAGUUUGUCGUCCUCCGGCUGCUUGGACAGAGGGAGGCGGCAAGUACUUUAAGCCUCAGCCCUGGGUUUGGGGCUGGGAGGGCCGGGUGGCCCAGCUCUGCACCUAUGGAUCCAAGUGAGCCGAGAAAUGUGCUGGAAGUGUCUGGAGGUUCCCAGCGGGGGAGUGUGUCCUCGUCUGUGGCUAGACACUCAGAGGUACUGGUUUACCUGGUGAAUAACUCAGUUAUUCAGAUCUCUGUGGAUAGUCUGACGGCCCUCACAGCAGGAGAGCUCGCCAGGACUGUUCGGGAAGCGCUCCAGUUGCCUGAUCAGGCUCAAGAGAUAUUCUCGUUGUGGCUCAUUUCGCCAUUCCUAGAGCUGCAGCUAAAACCUAAGCACCUUCCAUACAAGCUCUGCCGGCAGUGGCCAGAUCUCCUAUACCGCUUCACCAAGUGCCCUGUUGAUGACAUUGUUCACGAUGAACCGUCGUUGCAAUUUCGGAAGAAUGUCUUCUUUCCCAAAGGCAAGGAGUUACAGAUCGAGGAUGAGGGCAUCCUCCGAUUGUUGUACGAAGAGGCCAAAUUUAAUAUCCUGGAAGGCCGCUACCCUUACGACAUGGAGGAUUGCCUCAGACUGGGCGCCCUCGCUUGUCGAAUUGAGCUCGGCGCCUUUGAUCAGGAUCAGCACAGCCCGGCUUUCAUCAGGGAGAAACUUGACUCGUUCCUUCCCACUCAUCUGUGCAAAAAGCAUGGUGGGUUCCUGGCAGCGUUCCGGCCCCGUGGAGCUAAGCAGCACGGCUAUGAAGAGGGGCUCCUGGAGUGCUUCAGGCAGCUGGUGGAUGAUGCAGCACGUGAGGAGUCAGAGGCACUGAAGCUACACUACCGGGCUUAUUUGGAAAAGUGUCAUCUGCUGCUGUACUAUGGCUCUGCACUGUUCACAGGGGAGAUUGACAAACCCGUGCAGAGCUUUCUGCACCGGAAUGGGCGGAAGAUGGUAACCAUAGCGAUCAGCCUGGAUGGCGUGUCCGUCAUGGACAGUAAGGAGAAGUGCGUGCUCUUGACUCUGUGUUUUCACGAGCUAUCGUGGGAGUACACAUCCUCGGAGGAAGAGGACACCGAUGACAUCUUGUGGCUGGAAUUUGAUGGAGAGGAGGGAGGUGCUGUCGUGAACAAGCUUUUGAAGAUCUACUCCAAGCAGGCAGAGCUGAUGAGCGGAAUGAUCGACUACUGCAUCGACUUCAACAGUGCCUUCGAGAUGCCACCGGCGCAGGACACCGGUGCUGCAAAACCACCGAGACCAAAGGGGAAACGCGGCAAACUAAAGCGGCAGAACAGCGUAGUGUGCAAUCGGAUACAGCAGCUCUCGACCAUUGACUAUGUGGAGGAUGGUAAAGAAAUCAAGCGCGUGAAGCCCAAGAGAGCAGCGUCGUUCUUCACACGGCAGCUGUCCCAGGGUCCAGCCUCUUACAGUGCCGUGGAGGUCACAGAGACACUGGAGCAGGGCUGAGACAAUUCAUUGAAACUAAGCUUUCCAUG
This is a messenger RNA of Carcharodon carcharias (great white shark), 1533 nucleotides long. RefSeq names its product FERM domain containing 8 (gene frmd8). The transcript has 11 exons. Bases 125 to 1504 code for a protein of 459 amino acids. Lineage: Eukaryota; Metazoa; Chordata; Chondrichthyes; Lamniformes; Lamnidae. Gene Ontology annotation, cellular component: cytoskeleton; plasma membrane. Gene Ontology annotation, biological process: negative regulation of canonical Wnt signaling pathway. The record is from RefSeq and is a predicted model, not a curated record.